Molecule: messenger RNA, 450 nt
Organism: Didymodactylos carnosus
Lineage: Eukaryota; Metazoa; Rotifera; Eurotatoria; Philodinida; Philodinidae
Source: the annotation of a GenBank genome assembly
CAAUUACUGUCAAUUGGAUUCAAGUCCGUUACUCCCAAGAAAAGUAAUCAACAAUGGAAUGUUGAUUGCCGUUUUAGUAAAGAUAAGUUUGCCAUUGAGUUUUGUAAAGGAUUUCAUGAAUUAACCGAUAAUGAAUUUGUUGGAUAUAUGUUCGAUUACGUGGAACUACAGCUUAUUGUUGAAGAGAAUGAGAAGAGGUGGACGGAGUUGUAUGAUGUCAUACAUAAUGAAAAUGGUGUUAGAUUUUUGGAUGCAAUCAUUUUUGUUUUGAAAGACACAUACAAUGGCGAGAAGGAAUCAAAUUUCUUGGACAAAGUUUAUGACAUGUUAGGGAAUAUGCCGGAAACGAGACCAAAUUACACUGUGAUGCAACAGCGAAGAGUUUUGCUCGGUCAAUUACUUGAUAUCUCAAACGACAGCAAUAGUGAUGGAACAGUAAAGCCAAAUUAG